AUGGCGGAGAACAAUAACAAUGACGGCGACGAGCCAUUCCCCUGGCACCUCGGUGUCUUCGACGCCCACUGCCACCCCACCGACACCAUGUCCACUCUCUCCUCGAUCCCCAGCAUGAAAGCCAAAAUCCUCACAAUAAUGGCCACACGAGCACAAGACCAGCACCUGGUAGUCCAAGCCGCCUCAAAACUCGGCAUACAAUCCUCAGACGCCGCAGCGAGCCUCGAGUCUCUCAGCAAAGAAGAGCGCGUGGUCCCCUGCUUCGGCUGGCACCCCUGGUUCUCGCACCAGAUGUACGACUCAGCCGCCUAUGCCGACAAAGAGACCCUCAACGAUGAAGACAAGAUCGCGCACUAUCAAUCCGUACUAGAUCCUAGGUCCGAGGACCGAGACUUCUGCCUCGCGCUUCCCGAUCCUCGCCCCCUUUCGCAGUUUCUUGAACAGACAAGACGGCACCUUGAGCAACACCCUCUCGCGCUAGUGGGAGAAGUUGGGUUGGACAAGUCGUUCAAGAUCCCAGAGGCCUGGAUGCCGGAGCACCAGGAGCAGCGAGACGACUCGCUCACGCCUGGAGGCCGGGAGGGACGGCGUCUCUCGCCGUACCGCGUGUCGAUUGAGCACCAGAAGGUCGUGCUGCUUGCACAGCUACGACUGGCGGGGAAGAUGCAGCGUGCUGUCUCCGUCCACGGCGUACAGGCCUCUGGCGUCCUGUUCGAGACGCUGCGAGAGACGUGGAAGGGGCAUGAGAAGGUCGGGAAGAGAAAGCAGAAGAAGAUGCAAGAGAACGAGAAGCACGUGGGUACGGAUGAGAACGGUGGUGCAAAGUCGCCGAAACCGUAUCCGCCGCGCAUAUGUCUGCACUCGUAUAGUGGGUCCGCGCAGCAGUUGAGUCAGUAUUACCAGCAGUCCAUUCCUGUAGAUGUGUUUGUGUCGUUUUCGACGGCGAUUAAUUUCUCGGGUUCAAGGCCGCCCGACGCGGUGGAGGAGGCCAUUAAGGCUGUCCCGGAUGGUAAUGUACUGGUGGAGAGUGAUUUGCAUAUUGCUGGAGAGCACAUGGAUAGGCAUCUCGAAGACAUCGUGAGGGUAGUGUGCCGAGUCAAGGGAUGGAGUCUAGACGAUGGCGUGCGGCAGUUGGGCCAGAACUGGAAACGGUUUGUUUUUGGUGCUUGA
Molecule: messenger RNA, 1170 nt
Organism: Coniosporium apollinis CBS 100218
Lineage: Eukaryota; Fungi; Ascomycota; Dothideomycetes
Exons: 1
Coding region: 1-1170 (389 amino acids)
Molecular function (GO): hydrolase activity, acting on ester bonds
Source: RefSeq, a predicted model, not a curated record